AGAGCAUAUGAGGUCAUAGUAAUAUUUUAAUCAUAACUCAAACAUGAGGGGUUUUGCCUUCACGGCAGUGGUUGGGUGUAUUAUGCUGUUUGUGAGCGGGAAUCAUGGACAAAGUACUUCAACGCAACCUCCCGGAUAUUAUGCUGGAUAUUUGAAUCGAUAUACAAAAGAAGAUCAAUGUGUUUACAGUUUCGUUGUCCCAAAGAAAGACAGAGAUCAAUGUCCGGGAUUAAAAUCGACAGUCGAGGCAAUGUCAGAUAAAAUAAAAGAUUUGGAAAGACGACAAACAGAGAUGACCGCAGUAUUAAGCGUUUUACAAGAAAACAAACAAAGUUGGCACAAAAUCGGCGAAUUAGAAGCUCAUGUACGACAGCUCGAACAAGAGAGAACGACAUUGGUUGCAGACGCUCAACGAUUGCAAGCCGAAAAAGACGCAGAGGAAAAUAAGCGAUUGCAACUGACUGUUGAAUUAGAAGACGCAAGAAGCCAGCUUCAAGGUAUUCAAGCCAAGUAUGUGCCAUUGCAAGGAAAUUACACAAAACUUCUGGACGAUUUUAACAGAGUUCGGGAAGAAAUGGAGAAAUUACAAACAGAUUACGACAAAUUACAAAGCGGAGUCAAGACAUUGCGAAGCGCCAAAAACUGCUCGGCCAUCAGCAAGCAUUUGCCAUCAUGUGCGGCCAUCAAGAGAAUGGGAUACAAGAAAUCUGGUUACUCUAUGAUCGAUCCAGACGGCGAAGGCGGAGUUGAACCAUUCCUUGUUUAUUGUGAUAUGGACUCCGAUCCAACAACAGGAAUAUCGGUUGUACAGCACACACACACACCAAACACAGCAGUCGUUGGAUGUGAGAAGCCGGGAUGUCUUUCCCAACCGAUCGAUUACAAAGGUGUCAGUAUGGACCAAAUUGCGAAACUCAUCGAAAUAUCUACAGCGUGUGAACAAUUUCUCAGAUACGAUUGUUACGACUCAAAACUUCUGAAAGAUGGAACCGGUUGGUGGGUGUCAAGACAAGGCAAGAGAAUGUACUACUGGGGCGGAGCAACACCGGGUAGCAACAUGUGUGCUUGUGGUGAAACUGGAAGUUGUGCAGAUAAAAAUGAAGUUUGUAAUUGUGAUGCAGAUUCCGAAGCCUGGCUGUAUGAUCAAGGUUUUCUCAAGGACAAAAACGUACUACCUGUUUCUCAAAUUAAUUUUGGAGACGUUUCCGAAGAUAAUGGAGAAAGAGGAAAGUCUACAGUCGGACCAUUGUACUGCAAAUGGGACGUCGGUUAUCCGGUACCAUCGUGUGAAGCACUACAAAAAUCCGGUGUUACGAAGUCUGGAAAUUACAUGAUUUUGCAAGACGAGGGAAAAGAUCCGAUAGAGAUGAGAUGCCAAAUGACAACUGCUAUAGCUGGGGGUGUUAAUAAUAAUAUAAUACUAGACAACAAAGCUAAGAAUGAUACACGUGCAGAACAAAGAGGAACCGCAGUCGCUCUUCAACCACACGGCAACAUGAACUUAUAUAUUUUCACAGACUGUGGCCAAACGCACGGAAGGUUUGGCCCGACGGAGCAAAUGUGUAAUCACACUUAUAAAAAUACUAACUUGAAAGUGACAGUAAAAGACGGCACUCAAUUUUGGAUUGUUCCUAAGAGCGGUAGAUAUAAAAUUGAAGCUAAAGGACCUGCAGGACAACAACAUUUGCAACAUACUGCGGGACGUGGUGCUACUGUUAGUGGAGAAUUUGAUUUGAAACAGGACAAUGUCGUAAAGGUUCUUGUAGGACAGAAAGGUUCAAGAAUACCAGAUCUGCCAUAUUAUGGUGGUUCGGGAGCAACUUUUGUCGUUAAAUUUGUUGACUGGGUUGAUCAACCCCUAGUUGUAGCAGGAGGUGGGGGAUGUUCAGCUACAAGAACUGCUCCUGCAAGAUUAAAGAUCACUGAUGCCAGUGCCAGCACAGAUGGAAAAGAUGGAUCUGAAGUUGGAAUUAACUACGGACAUGGUGGUAAAGACGGACAAGGAGGGGAGAGGGGAGGAAAAGCAGCUGGGAGAAACACCCCUGGUGGAGGAGCAGGCUUCAUGCACGACGGUACGGAAUCUGGAGAUUCGAGAUGGGGUGUAGUUGAACCAUCCAAGGCAUUUACAAGCCAUGGAUCAGGUGUAGAAGCCCCUGGAGUCGGCGGUACAUUUGAAGACAGCAAAGGAAAUACAUUAGACGGUGGAUUUGGAGGAGGAGGAUCAGCUGCCUCUUAUGCAUCAGGAGGAGCAGGAGGAUAUUCUGGAGGUGGGGGCGGACCUGACGAAGGAUAUUCUGGCGGAGGAGGAUCAUUUGCUGAUGCCCAACAGGGACGUAGCCUCAGUGUUGGCGUAAAUAACAUUGGACCUGGAAUAGUCAAAAUAGAAUAUCUUGGACCAUUGACAAAUUAGUUUUUCGAACUUUUUUCUGUGAUCAAACCGAAGCUUGUAAUUUGCGCAAACGUCAUUUUCAUUUUAGCGAUCUUUGCUUUAAUGUUUGAGCUCGAACAAACGAAACUGGAGUCUUUUAUUCUGUAUCUCAAUUCGAACCAUUUGUCAUGAAGUUUCUGAUAUUAGCAUGUAAGUUUCCAUUGAUAAAAAGAGUGAAUUUAGGGUAUUAGAAGUUGGCUGAAAAGUAUUUAACGCGGUAUUACCAACUAAAACGAGAUUUUUCUAAAAAAUAUACUUCGAUUACACAUAUUCAGGGUGAUAUUUGUCUGCUUGAUUUACGUCGACAGCUCAGAGCUUUCCCAGGUGUGUAGACUGAUGUUGGGAAAUGUAUCCAAUUCGAGUACAUGUUAGAAUUAUAUGCUUCUGUUAUAGAAAGUAUAAAUUUUCAUUUUCUAUCAUUCUGCAAUGUUUGCAAUAAGUUUGCAUUAUGUUACCGUUGUAUAAUUUGCCAUGAAAUAUAAUUUAUUAUACUGAG
Styela clava is the source of this 2924-nucleotide messenger RNA. RefSeq lists its product as uncharacterized. Lineage: Eukaryota; Metazoa; Chordata; Ascidiacea; Stolidobranchia; Styelidae. The record is from RefSeq and is a predicted model, not a curated record.